Molecule: messenger RNA, 1156 nt
Organism: Symphalangus syndactylus (siamang)
Lineage: Eukaryota; Metazoa; Chordata; Mammalia; Primates; Hylobatidae
Product: interferon alpha-8
Biological process (GO): defense response
Cellular component (GO): extracellular region
Molecular function (GO): cytokine receptor binding
Source: RefSeq, a predicted model, not a curated record
ACAGAAGUAGAAAAAAAAAAUGUAGUGGCAUUCAGAAAAUGGAAACGAGUAUGUUCUCUAUAUAAGGCCGUGUACAAACCAAAGUCUUCAGAGAUCCAGGUUAAGGGUCAUCCAUCUGAACCAGCUCAGCAGCAUCCACAACAUCUACAAUGGCCUUGACCUUUUAUUUACUGGUGGCCCUAGUGGUGCUCAGCUACAAGUCAUUCAGCUCUCUGGGCUGUGAUCUGCCUCAGACUCACAGCCUGGGUAACAGGAGGGCCUUGGUGCUCCUGGCACAAAUGAAAAGAAUCUCUCCUUUCUCCUGCCUGAAAGACAGACAUGACUUUGAAUUCCCCCAGGAGGAGUUUGAUGAUAAACAGUUCCAGAAGGCUCAAGCCAUCUCUGUCCUCCAUGAGAUGAUCCAACAGACCUUCAACCUCUUCAGCACAAAGAAUUCAUCUGCUUCUUUGGAUGAGACCCUUCUAGAUGAAUUCUACAUCGAACUUGACCAGCAGCUGAAUGACCUGGAGUCCUGUGUGAUGCAGGACGUGGGGGUGAUAGAGUCUCCCCUGAUGUACGAGGACUCCAUCCUGGCUGUGAGGAAAUACUUCCAAAGAAUCACUCUGUAUCUGACAGAGAAGAAAUACAGCUCUUGUGCCUGGGAGGUUGUCAGAGCAGAAAUCAUGAGAUCCUUCUCUUUAUCAAUCAACUUGCAAAAAAGAUUGAAGAGUAAGGAAUGAGACCUGGUGCAACACGGAAGUGAUUCUUAUAGACUAAUACAGGAGCUCACACUUCCACAAGUUAUGCUCUUUCAAAGACCCUUGUUCCUGCCAUAACCAUUCCAUGAGUUGAAUCAAAUGUGUCAAGUGUUUUCAGGAGUGUUAAGCAACAUCCUGUUCAGCUGCAUGGGCACUAGUCCCUUACAGAUGACCAUGCUGAUGGAUCUAUUCACCUAUUUAUUUAAAUCUUUAUUUAGUUAACUAUUUAUAGGACUUAAAUUAGUUUUGUUCAUAUUAUAUUAUGUGAACUUUUACAUUGUGAAUUGUGUAACAAAAGUAUGUUCUUUAUAUUUAUUUUGCCUUAUUAAAUUUUUACUAUAGAAAAAUUCUUAUAUUUAUUUAUUCUUUAAAAUUGAACUCCAACCCUGAUUGUGCAAACUGAUUAAAGAAUGGAUGGU